AUGGACAAAGAAAGCGGAUAAGAGAAGACAGGUUGUGAUCAUAAACUUACAUGCCAGAACGAGAUUCUUAAGAGUUUUUGGAUAAAUUUCCUAAGAGGAACUGCCCUUAAGUUAGUACUAAGAAUCAUAACUGAGAGAAGCAUCUAAUCUCUGAUGAAAUAAUAUUCUGACAUUCCAAAGUUUGGAGUAGUUGUCGGACUAUUUUCUUCCUUGUAUAAGCUUACCCGAUGCCUACUCAAUAAGUAUUUCCCAGACAUGAAUGUGGCGUUGAAGACAUAUAUAUCAGGUAUGGUUUCGUCUCUAGCUUUGCUGAUAGCUAGCCCUGGAGAACAAUCAAUCUUGAAACUUUUAAUUUAUCCUAGAGCAUUCGAAUGCCUAUUCUAGCUGAUGUGUGAGAAAGGAUAUAUUAAGAAGUUUAAGCAUGGAGAUAUCCUAUUUUAUGCUAUCUAGGUCAUAGCUGUAACCUACAAUUACAUUUUAGAGCCACCUAAUCUUCCCAGAGGAUUUAACAGAACUAUUGACUAGUAUUCUCAGCUAAAUUAUGGAGAACAUGUCACUCUUCUUGCUAGUAGAGCAAGACUAAGAGCUGAUCUUAAUCGUAAAUAUGGACAAACCAACUGA
Molecule: messenger RNA, 621 nt
Organism: Stylonychia lemnae
Lineage: Eukaryota; Ciliophora; Spirotrichea; Sporadotrichida; Oxytrichidae
Source: the annotation of a GenBank genome assembly